GAGUGAUUAAAGAGAGAAAUAAGAGAGAGUCAGAGGGGGACAAAGAGGGGGAAGCAAACCGUCCUGCAGAUACACAGCCAACAAAAGGAAGAGAAAAACAGAGGGAUAAAGAGAUGGAAAGAGAGGAACCGAGGGACAGGGACAAGCAGAGAGGGAACAACAGACCCCGAGACAUAGACAGAGAAAGAGAGGAACCGAGGGACAGGGAGAGGGACAAGCAGAGAGGGAACAACAGACCCCGAGACAUAGACCGAGAAAGAGAGGAACCGAGGGACAGGGACAAGCAGAGAGGGAACAACAGACCCCGAGACAUAGACAGAGAAAGGGAUGGAGAGAUGGAGAGAAACAGAGAGAGGCCAGCGGAGGGGAACGAGAGGAGCAGAGCCAACACUAGUCCUAACAACAACCACCACCACCCAUCAUCAUCCUCUAAGCGUUACUCCAAAUCAGACAUCAGAAGACCCAGGAACCGCACCUACAGCACCAGCUCUGCCAGCAGUGGCACCAGUCUGGACGGACCUGGACUGGGACAGGGGGGGGGUUUGGGGGAGGACAGGGCCCGACGAGACCGGUUGGGGCGCAGGGAGCGAGAGAGAGGGGACGGAGGAGGAGGUCAGCUCCAGAACAGGAGGAGAAGCACUAGAGACUCCUCUACUGACUCACUGGAAGAGAGCAAGGUGGGAGAAUGGAUGGAUGAGAGGAGGAGAAGGAGGAGAGACGGAGGAGAGGAGGACUGGAGCCCGGAGAGGAGGAAAAGGGGGGAUGAGAGCAGAGGGACAGGAGGGAGGCACAGAGGAGGAGGAGGGAGAGGAGGUCUCCUGAGAAUAUCUCACAGUGACAGACAGUCAGGCUCCUCCCAGGCUACCUCAGGCCCUGGCGAGGACCCCCAGGGGCGACGCAGACAGGGCACUGGGCCUCGCAGCAGGGGGAGGGGCAUCCUCAUCCUCCCCGCCCACACCAACCUCUCCAAUUUGCCGGCGGAGCCCGGGCCGAGGCUUCUGUUUGGUGGGAUCCGUGGAGGAAGAGAUGCGGGGCUAGGGAGAGGAGGAGGAAGGGGCGGAGGAACUAGGCGUCUCUGGGACCCAAACAACCCCGACCAGAAACCCGCCCUCGGGCUCUCCCAGCAUCCAUCGCUCCAGCAGCAGCCCAUGUACCUGCAGACAGGCGUUGGUUACGGAGCGCUGCACUUCCUGGAUACAGAUGACGAGGCUGCAGGGAGUCCCCCGGUCCUCCAGGGGGAGCACUUCCACCUCCAGCAGCAGGCUGCAGCCAGGGCCCAGGCCUUCUACAAGUACCAGAACUCUGACAACCCUUACAACGCCAACCCUAACCCCAACACACGCUACCCCUACCCUUACCACACUAUGCCCGCCGGCCCUUACCAGAUCCCCCCCUCUAACGACAUGUACCACCCGGGUCAGUUCUACGGGGGGUACAGGGGCCAGGGGUACCUGGAUGGACCCGAGGCUGUAGCAGGGGGUGGAUCCGGAGCGGGUGUAACCCCUGAGGAGGCUGGGCAACAUGCAAGAGGAGAGCUGGGGAGACUGCUGAGAGCUGCAGACAGUCAGGAGUUACAGCUCACCAACCUGUUGUCUCGAGACAGACUCAGUGCUGAUGGACUGGACCGCAUGGCUCAGCUCAGAGCUGACCUGUUGACCCUGUACGAGCGGGUGAUCCUAACAGACAUAGAGUUCAGUGACAGCCAGAACCUGGACCAGGCUCUAUGGAAGAACGUGUUCUACCAGGUUAUAGAGCGCUUCAGACAGCUCCUCAAAGACCCCAGUGGAGACUCAGCUCCGCGCAUCACCACCAUGCUACUGACACUGCUGGACGAGGGGGCAGUAUUCUUUGAUGCGCUGCUACAGAAGCUUCAGAUGGUGUUUCAGUUUAAACUGGAGGAUUACAUGGACGGCAUGGCCAUCAGACCACGACCACUACGCAAAACGGUGAGGUAUGCUCUGAUCAGUGCCCAGCGGUGUUUGAUCUGUCAGGGGGACAUCGCCCGUUACCGGGAGCAGGCCAGCGACUCGGCUAACUACGGCAAGGCCCGCAGUUGGUACCUGAAGGCCCAGCAGAUUGCUCCUAAGAAUGGACGACCCUACAACCAGCUGGCCCUGCUGGCUGUCUACACGAAGAGGAAGUUGGAUGCAGUGUAUUAUUACAUGCGUAGCCUGGCGGCCUCCAAUCCCAUCCUCACUGCCAAGGAGAGCCUCAUGAGUCUGUUUGAAGAGGCCAAACGCAAGGCAGACCAGAUGGGGCGGAGGCAGGAGUCAGAAGGGGGUUCCAGGGGCCCGGGGGUCCAGGGUGGAGGAAGAGGACGGGGGGAGCCGGGGGCCAGAGUAGAGAUCUGGCUUCGCCCUGUCGUCCAGGCAGGGGCUCUCUCAUCGCACCGCGGGGGCAGCGAGUCCAGCAGAGACUCUGAACAGGACGGAGAGCUCGGCAACCUCAGCGCUAGUGAUCUCAAUAAGAGGUUCAUACUCAGCUUCCUCCACGCUCAUGGAAAACUCUUCACUAAAGUGGGCAUGGAGUCGUUUCCAGAGGUGGUCAGUCGUGUUCUCCAGGAGUUCAGAGUGCUGAUCCAACACAGCCCCUCCCCCCUGGGCAGCACACGCAUGUUACAGAUCAUCACCAUCAACAUGUUCACUAUACACAACGCUCAGAGCAGAGGAGGAGAUGGUGAGGUGAGGUCUGUUUUACAGGAGCAGACUACAUCUCUGGGUUUGGCCAUGUUCUCUCUGCUGGUCCAGCGCUGCACAGAACUACUGAGAGACACACCUGCAGAGUCCAUCCCCGAGGAGGAGAGAGAAGAUGGGGAUGAGUGGGAGGAGGGGAUGGUAAGAGUUUCUGCCUUCCCAUUGGACCUGAGGGAGCUGCUGCCCAGCGUUAAAGUCUGGUCUGAUUGGAUGCUUGGACACCCCGACCAAUGGAAUCCUCCGCCUUGUAGUAUAGAUGGUUGUAGCUCUGGUGUGUGGCGUAGCUUGGCCGACCUGUGUAAUGCGUUGGCUCGUGUCGACCACGGGGAAGCGCCGCUGUACAAGGCAGACGGGGACGGAGACGAGGGGGAUGAGGAGCUCCGCCUGCUGCUAUUGGAGGAAGACAGGCUACUGGCCGGCUUCGUCCCGCUGCUCGCCGCCCCACAGGAACCUUGCUACAUAGAACUCACCAGGGAUACUGCAAUAGCAGCAGACUGUAAAAGGGUAACAGUGUUGAAGUAUUUCCUGGAGGCUCUGUGUGGACAGGAACAACCUCUUCUGGCCUUCAAGGGAGGGAAGUAUGUCUCCAUGGCAACCUCUCCCCAACCCAGCAGCCCUGGCGACGCCCACAGUCGACACGAUUCACUGACCGAGAGAGAGAGCGAUGACGUCAUCGUGGAGGCGGAGUCGUCUGUUUCCGAGGGGGAUGAGGGCGGGGGCAGCGAAGAUGACAUCAGAGAGCUCCGGGCCAGACGCAGCGCCCUCACUAACAGACUGGCUCAGCAGCAACGACGCAGGGACAAGAUACAGGCGGUGUUACAGACGUGUGGUCAGUUGGAGUUGGAGGUACGUCCUCUUUUCCUGGUUCCAGACACCAAUGGCUUCAUCGACCACCUGACCGGCCUCAAGACGCUGCUGCAGUCUGGGACUUACAUACUGGUGGUGCCCCUUAUAGUGAUAACAGAGUUGGAUGGUCUGGCGAAGGGUCAGGAGAGCUGCGGAGGCUCUGGCGGUGGUCAUGGUGGCGGCGGUUCCCGUGGUAACCCUGGCGCAACUCAUGCGCGGGCGGUCCAGGAGAAGGCCAAGGUAGCCGUGGCGUUUCUGGAGCGAGGGUUUGAGGCCAGAGAGCCCUGUCUCAGAGCGCUGACCAGCAGAGGAAGUCAACUGGAGUCUAUCGCCUUCCGCAGUGAAGACACCUCCGGACAACAGGGGAACAAUGAUGAUGUCAUCUUGUCCUGCUGUCUCCACUACUGCAAAGACAAGGCUAAGGACUUCAUGCCUGCAAAGAGAGACGGUCCGGUGCGGUUGCGUCGGGAGGUGGUUCUUCUGACAGAUGACCGUAACCUGCGGGUCAAAGCCCUGACCAGGAAUGUGCCGGUCAGAGACAUCCCCGCAUUCCUCACCUGGGCCAAAGUGGGCUGAACUGGGGCACACCUUAGACCACGCCCAGAGCACCCAAACAACCAAUCAACUGCUGAGAACUGCUGGCCACCUCCCAUACCAUCGGAGUGGAGGAGGAGCCUGUAAGCUAAUGCAGAAGUGAAGACUGAUGGAGAGAAGGAGAAGAAAGCUUUUUUUGUGGAAAAAUGAAAUAUGGAAACGAAAAAGCAUUUUUUGUUGUUGUGUGGAAUGAGUUGAAAUAGGCUGAGAUCUUUUUACCCUCUCAUUGUGAUGAGGUGUGUGUGUUUGCUGCUGAGCUCAGGGAGCGGGAGGGAGGAGAGGAGCAGGGAGAGUUUUAAGAGAUGCAGGAAGGCUGGCCCAUGAAGAGAUGUAGAAGACAGAAGGAGGAGAGGUAUUUGUGUUCAUUUCUGGUUUCUUCGGUCCAGCCAGGCUACAGACCCUGGAAUCGAACCAGGGUCUGUAGUGAAGCCUCUAGCACUGAGAUGCAGUGCUAUAGACCGCUGCGCCACUCAGGGGAGUGGCAGGGGAGCCAGGUUGUAGUAUCGGGGUACCAGCCAGGUUGUAGUAUCGGGGUACCAGCCAGGUUGUAGUAUCAGGGUACCAGCCAGGUUGUAGUAUCAGGGUACCAGCCAGGUUGUAGUAUCAGGGUACCAGCCAGGUUGUAGUAUCAGGGUACCAGCCAGGUUGUAGUAUCAGGGUACCAGCCAGGUUGUAGUAUCGGGGUACCAGCCAGGUUGUAGUAUCGGGGUACCAGCCAGGUUGUAGUAUCAGGGUACCAGCCAGGUUGUAGUAUCAGGGUACCAGCCAGGUUGUAGUAUCAGGGUACCAGCCAGGUUGUAGUAUCAGGGUACCAGCCAGGUUGUAGUAUCAGGGUACCAGCCAGGUACCUUCAUCUACCCACCCUCCUCCAGGUCCCCGUGACCCCGAACCACAUUCUCAGCCUCUGAUGACCCGGAAGUGGUCCGUUUCAGUUCCUGUAAAACCAUGAAGUGAUUUUCAUCCCAGUUUCCCAGCAGCUUGUGGGAGUCUUUCCCAAGGCUGAGAGUCUUUCCCAAGGCUGAGAGUCUUUCCCAAGGCUGAGAGUCUUUCCCAAGGCUGAGAGUCUUUCCCAAGGCUGAGAGUCUUUCCCAAGGCUUCUGUAAAGGAACAGCUUUAAAGACAAAAAGACAAAGAAAAAAAUACUUGUUAUUUUUUAGCAUUGUGAGGGAGUGUGUUGUUUCUGAGUUGGUUGGUGUAUCCAUUGGGAGUGUGAUGUUUAUGCUCUACAGAAGAGCUUUUCUGUCAGCAGACGUUCCCUUUUAGUUUGUUUUUAAUCCUUUCAAAAUAUUAUAAUAAGAUUGAACGUUAGUUUUAGGUCAUUGUAUUUUUUGUGUGUUUUGUUUUCCUUUGUUUUUAUCACCACCCUCUGGGUAACUCGUUCAGCUUCUAUAAAUUAUUUAUCUAUGUUCGUUCUAAGUGCAGAACUUUGUGCUGAUCUGUUUCUUUAUGAGUGGCUAAGACCCGGGCUGCGUCCCAAAAUGGUACCCUGUGGGCCCUGGUCAAAAGUUGUGCACUAAGCCUAUAAGGAACAGGGUGCCAACAGGGUGCCCUACACUGAUCAGACAAUUAACAAUGUAAUUAUCUUUUGUAGCACCACAGUGUGCACACGUUAACAAGCGGUUAUGAUACGUGUGUGUUUACCACAAACGUGCGUGCCUGAGUGCACACUAUUCUGCACUGCGUCAAGACAGACGGGGGAGUCUUUUCACAACCAUAAAAUGUCCCACACAAUAUAAACAAAGAUGACAUCAGUGACCGACAUACCAGACGUACCAUGUUUGAUCAGCUAUAAUGGUUUACUCUGCAUGCUGACGUUAAACGUGUUACCAGUCCUAAUCUGUCCUCCAGACGUACCAUGUUUGAUCAGCUAUAAUGGUUUACUCUGCAUGCUGACGUUAAACGUGUUACCAGUCCUAAUCUGUCCUCCAGACGUAAUAUGUUUGAUCAGCUAUAAUGGUUUACUAUGCAUGCUGACGUUAAACGUGUUACCAGUCCUAAUCUGUCCUCCAGACGUAAUAUGUUUGAUCAGCUAUAAUGGUUUACUAUGCAUGCUGACGUUAAACGUGUUACCAGUCCUAAUCUGUCCUCCAGACGUACCAUGUUUGAUCAGCAUGCUAUAAUGGUUUACUAUGCAUGCUGACGUUAAACGUGUUACCAGUCCUAAUCUGUCCUCCAGACGGCACGAGGUAGUUGGUUUAUUAUCCGUCUAUGACAGUAACACACACAGUUGAGUAAUUUCACAAAACAUUAAACAUCAGUCUUGUAAGCUCAGGUCUAUGAACAACUAUAGAUAGAUUUGGUAUAAAUGAGUUGAUACUCUCAAAUCAUUUGAUCUUGACUUUUGUGUGUUGUGUAUUUGCCAAAACCAUAGCUAGUUAACUUGUUGAUCCAACUUGUUUAGGAAUAUUUGAGUGCCUCCUCCCAAUGAUCUCUCCUUUCUCCCAAAGUGUGCACUUGUUCCCUUUUUGUGGGAGGUAUUGGUGAUCGAGUGCGCACUUCAGGAGGAAGGACAGAUUCCCGGGACGCUCCCUCCUCCGCCUGCUCUCACUGUUCUGUCUAUAUGCUGGAGCCGACCCCAGGCCUGUACUAUCCCAUCACAAGGCUUUUUCAUUCUUUUCCAUGAGUUGUUUGAUUAAAUGAUUUGUUUUGAUUCAAA
Oncorhynchus gorbuscha (pink salmon) is the source of this 6789-nucleotide messenger RNA. Its product is annotated as telomerase-binding protein EST1A-like. Gene Ontology annotation, cellular component: telomerase holoenzyme complex. The coding region runs from base 114 to 4115 and encodes 1333 amino acids. NCBI's taxonomy places the organism in Eukaryota, Metazoa, Chordata, Actinopteri, Salmoniformes, Salmonidae. Gene Ontology annotation, biological process: nuclear-transcribed mRNA catabolic process, nonsense-mediated decay. The record is from RefSeq and is a predicted model, not a curated record. The transcript is spliced from 18 exons. Gene Ontology annotation, molecular function: telomeric repeat DNA binding; telomerase RNA binding; protein binding.